GGCCCUCGAAUUUGAAUCACCCUGUAUAGAUACAGAAAAAUAGUUAUCACAAAACUGUCUUUAUAAUAAUUGUUGAAUAAUGUGCCCUUUUUCAAAAUAAGUAUACGAGGCCAGAUGAAAAAGCUAUCGAACCUAAACGUUAUUAACGAGCUCCUGGCGAUUUCAUGAUUAAUUUUUUUUAAAUCGAACAUAUUGUAUAUUUUAAUCUAUAAAGAAAAUUAAAAGAAUUCAAAAAUCUUUUUGAGCCUUUUUUGAUUUUUUUUGAACCACUUAAAUCUUAUUGGAAUAUCUCAGGUGUGUUAUACUUGUGAAAAAAAGUAUUUUUCAGAUUAAAAUAUACAGGGCGUUCCAUUAAAAAAAAUGGGGUUAAGUCCGAUAACUUUUAUAACCCCGCAGAUUAUUCAACUUUACAAAGAAGCUCUUGUAAGAAACAUUUUUGUUAUCUCAAUUAACUAAGAAAAUACGGGGUCAUUCUGAAAUAGGCAACUCUUUGACUAUCCCCCGUAUCUCUUAAGGGGACGAAAGUGUUUAAAUUUUGAUUUUACCGUUUUAAGUUUGACCCAAAAAGGGCACAUGACGCAUAUAUUAUAAUUUAAUAGCGCUACGGAGAUAAUCUAUAACAGUGUCAAAAAUGGGACACCCUGUAUAUGAAGAUUCAAAUGUAUCAACUAAACGUAUUUUUUUACCACAAAUACUCGCGUUGCCUUAGGAGUUAUCCACCGCAGUCCAUUAACUAGUUUUAUUUCUUUGACUCAUUAUAUGCUAAUAGGGUCUACCUGCCACCUUAUACAGGGUGUCAACGAAUCUAUUAGACAAGCCAUAAUUUCUAGAGUAUUUUCAAAUGGCAACCCUUUUUUGACAAACACUUUCUGAAUAAAGAAUUUUUUGACGAAUCUAACGAUAUUCAUUUAUUAUUUUUAUCCAAAAAUAUAAAAGUAUACAGGAUGUUCCAUUUAAAAAUUCAAAACCCCGACCAUUUCGAGCGGAAUGAGAAAAAUAUGCGAAAACUCCUCUCCACUGCACCAUUUACCGGUACCAAAUCUAAUUUUGAUACACCUCUAAUAUGGGUACUCUAGAAAUUAUGGCGUGUUUAAUAGAUUCGUUGACACCCAGUAUACAUGAACAUAAAACACGCCCCCUAGCAGUUACACAUUUUUUUUAGUUAACAUUCACUUUUGCAUUAGCAGGUACUUACUUCACCUGUUACUUGUAUUCUACCACUUAAUUUCUGGAACUCUUCAAUUUUCCUCUAAUUAGUUGUAAGGAAUAUUCACAAAACGUUAUAAAUAAAUGUCGAUGUUUUAGUAAUGAAAUUGGUUCUAUAAUUAUAUGCGUAAGACUUAUUUGUAUUGACCAGUCAUUGCCAUAGUGACCAUUGAAUGAAUCACAAUGACCCAUUGAUUGUUAGUUUAAACAGUAGGUACACGAAAUCUUAGAUGUAGUGAUUGGUAAAAUUCAUUGAGCUUUAUUGUUAUUAAUAAUAAAUCGAAAAAUCUCAUGUGAGCGCCGCAUUUAAAUUAGCACUCAACAGCUCAGUCUUUGUUAUGCUGAUUCAAUAAUGUCAGAUUCCGAAGAGGAGUCCGUUGAAAGGCAGCUUAAAAUCGCCUUUCUUGGAGAUUCAAGCGUGGGAAAGACGAGCAUAAUUAAACGGUUUUGCCAGGACGAGUUUACGCGCCAAUCGACGCCGACCGUCGGCGCGGACUUUUACACCAAACAUCUCGUCUUGCCCGGCCGACAGGAUGUUACGUUGAUUAUUUCGGACAUUGGAGGUCAGGAGCUUACCGGAUCGAUGUUGGAUAAAUAUUUGUACAAUAUCAAUAUAAUAGUCUUUGUUUACGACAUAACAAAUUCGCCUUCUUUCGAAUCUUUACCAUUGUGGAUGGAAACGGUCUCAGCAACGAUCACCAAUCCAGUGCUCUCGGCCGCCUUCGGAAACAAAUGCGACCUCGAGCAUCAACGAGCGAUUCGCACCGAUCGAAUUCAACCGUUCUUUCAACAGUGCAACCUACAGAAUUCCCCGGUCUCUGCCAGAACCGGAGAAUACCUUUAUUCGAGUAUGAUGGAGCUUAUAGCGAAGUACUUGGGAGUGCAUUUGUCGAAAGUGGCGAGAGAGCAGCAGCAGCCGGUCGUAAAGGCUCGGCUGGUACCGCCGACCGCUGUCGAUAGUAAACGUCCUAAGGUAAAACGGGUGCAUAAUCGUAACACUAAUACGGCCGUUUGUGUACUUCAGUGAU
This is a messenger RNA of Photinus pyralis (common eastern firefly), 2234 nucleotides long. RefSeq names its product ras-related protein Rab-28-like. The record is from RefSeq and is a predicted model, not a curated record. The coding region runs from base 1559 to 2233 and encodes 224 amino acids. Gene Ontology annotation, cellular component: Golgi apparatus; endosome. NCBI's taxonomy places the organism in Eukaryota, Metazoa, Arthropoda, Insecta, Coleoptera, Lampyridae. Gene Ontology annotation, molecular function: GTP binding; GTPase activity. The transcript has 6 exons.